Hypomesus transpacificus is the source of this 3164-nucleotide messenger RNA. It is a transcript of the gene ext1b, whose product is annotated as exostosin glycosyltransferase 1b. Gene Ontology annotation, molecular function: glycosyltransferase activity. Gene Ontology annotation, cellular component: membrane. Lineage: Eukaryota; Metazoa; Chordata; Actinopteri; Osmeriformes; Osmeridae. The transcript is spliced from 11 exons. The coding region runs from base 884 to 3106 and encodes 740 amino acids. The record is from RefSeq and is a predicted model, not a curated record.
AUGUCGCGUCAGCUGCUAUCGUGUCGGGAUUGGAAUGUUACAGAGUAACAAUCGGAACAACUGAGCAUUUGGUAAUUGGACACUAGGAUCAAAGAAUUCCUCCUUUUCAACGUUUUCUGUGUAUCUGAGAAGUCAUAUCUUACUGCGGCGCGAGGUCGUUGCGCUAGUUUAUUCUAUUGCCAGGCCCUCUUCACCGAUGAAAUUAUUGUAUUCUUGCGUGUGUGAGGGUCUGUCUGGGGAUUAUAAAUAAGAGAAAUGCAGGGAUUCGUGCGGCUACAGUUAUACAGAUGAACUGCUGUUUUCCCAGGCUCUCUUGUCUCCUGUCCAGUGGAACCAUGGACUGGAUCCCAACGUUUCCACACUGACGGCGUUCUACCCUGGUCAACGUGUUAACGACUUUACAUCUAUACCGCGGGAUAGCGUACCUAUAGUGUUCGCCGUGGCAAACAGACCCAGGAACCCCCCGCCUCUACUCCACGAACGAGAGAGUUGGUGUUGAGAUUUCGGACCUCUAUUAGAUUGCCUACCCAAACGAAUUUUAACAUUUGAAUACAACCAGACAGUAGCCUACAAAGGACACAGGCAACAAUAUUAGGAAAUCUUAGAUUUGAUCGUUGGUAGAGAUCACACCGGAGGAGUGCAAUAGCUACACCGAUUUUUGAAAUGGUCCAAGUAGAAUAGGGGGAGCGAUAAAAUACAUGUUAAAUCGCCCACAUGCUCUGGAUCAAUCGCUGGAUAGGGGAACGGAAUACGAACACAGUGGAAAACGCGAGUUCGAAAUCCUUGCAGGCUGGAAGAUGGCGGAGCGGUGGAGGUGGUGAGAGCCUAACUUUGGGCGACUUGAAAUUUAUUUGUAAACAACUCGACCCUAUUUGUAGGACACAUGCAGGCCAAAAAACGAUAUUUAAUCCUGCUCUCCGCCGGUGCAUGUCUAGUUCUACUGUUCUACUUUGGUGGGGUCCAACUUCCAGCCACGGGCAGGAACCGGCAUGAUCGAAGCCGCAAUGGAUAUCGCACGGACCAGCCGUGGCCACACUUCUCCGACCCGUUACAACGUUUCUUGCCCUGGGAUCAACUGGACACAGAGGAAUACAACCUUCACAUAUCUCCCAGGCAGAAGAGGGACGUUAACACGAGUGUUUACAAAGGCAAACGAUGCCGCAUGGAUUCAUGCUUUGAUUUCUCUAUAUGUAAAAAGAACGGUUUCAAAGUUUAUGUCUACCCCCAGCAAAAGGGGGAGAAAAUCUCAGAAAGUUACCAGAAUAUUUUAUCGACCAUUGAGGGAUCCAGGUUCUAUACAUCUGACCCGGGACAAGCUUGUCUAUUCAUCCUGAGCUUGGACACUUUAGAUAGGGACCAGCUCUCGCCACAGUACGUGCACAAUCUCAAAACCAAGGUCCAGAGCCUGGCUCUCUGGAACAACGGUAGAAACCACCUCAUAUUUAACCUGUACUCGGGGACAUGGCCAGAUUACACGGAAGACCUUGGCUUCGACAUAGGACAGGCUAUGUUGGCCAAGGCCAGCAUAAGUACAGAGAACUUUCGGCCCAGCUUCGACGUGUCCAUCCCGCUGUUUUCCAAGGAGCACCCGCAAACCGGCGGUGAGAGGGGAUACCUAAAGUACAACUCCAUUCCACCUUUCAGGAAAUAUAUGCUGGUGUUCAAAGGGAAGCGAUACCUGACGGGUAUUGGGUCAGACACGAGGAAUGCCUUAUACCAUGUCCACAACGCAGAGGACGUGGUGCUCCUCACGACCUGCAAACACGGAAAGGACUGGCAGAAGCACAAGGACGCGCGCUGUGACAAAGACAACGCGGAAUAUGACAAGUACGACUACAGGGAGAUGCUGUACAACUCCACCUUCUGCCUGGUGCCUCGGGGGCGACGCCUGGGGUCCUUCCGCUUCCUGGAGGCUCUGCAAGCGGCGUGUGUUCCGGUCAUGCUCAGCAACGGCUGGGAGCUGCCCUUCUCUGAGAUCAUCAGCUGGAACACUGCGGCGGUCAUCGGGGACGAGAGACUACUGCUGCAGAUCCCUUCCACCGUGCGCUCCAUCCAUCAGGACCAGAUCCUGUCUCUCAGACAGCAGACCCAGUUCCUCUGGGAGGCCUACUUCUCCUCUGUGGAGAAAAUAGUGCUGACCACUCUGGAGAUCAUUCAGGACCGUGUUCUGGAGUCCUCAUCCAGGAGUACCCUGAUGUGGAACCGGCAUCCUGGGGGGCUCUUCGCCCUACCGCAGUACUCCCCCCACCUGGGGGACUUCCCCUUCUACUACGCCACCCUAGGAAUUAAACCGUACGCUAAGUUCACAGCCGUCAUCCAUGCCGUCACCCCCCUGGUCUCCCAGUCCCAGCCUGUUCUCAAGCUGCUGCUGGCUGUCGCCAAGUCACAGUACUGCGCUCAGAUCAUCGUGCUGUGGAACUGUGACAAGCCCCUCCCUGCCAAGCACCGAUGGCCUGCUACCUCAGUACCUGUCAUCGUCAUCGAGGGAGAAAACAAGAUCAUGAGCAGCCGGUUCCUGCCCUAUGAGACCAUAGUGACGGACGCCGUGUUCAGUCUGGACGAGGACACGGUUCUCUCUACCACAGAGGUCGACUUCGCCUUUACGGUGUGGCAGAGUUUCCCAGAGAGGAUUGUGGGAUAUCCUGCCCGUAGCCAUUUCUGGGACAGCAACAAGGAGCGCUGGGGGUACACGUCCAAGUGGACCAACGACUACUCCAUGGUGCUCACCGGGGCGGCCAUCUACCAUAGGUAUUACCACUUCCUGUACACCAAUUUCCUGCCGGACAGCCUGAAGGGCAUGGUGGACCAGCUGGCCAACUGCGAGGACAUCCUCAUCAACUUCUUGGUCUCCGCGGUAACCAAGCUCCCUCCCAUCAAGGUCACCCAGAAGAAGCAGUACAAGGAGACCAUGAUGGGACAGACGUCGCGGGCAUCGCGUUGGGCUGACCCAGACCACUUCGCUCAGCGGCAGACGUGCAUGAACAAGUUCGCCAGCUGGUUUGGCGGCAUGCCGCUGGUCCACUCCCAGAUGAGACUGGACCCGCUUCUGUUCAAGGACCAGGUCUCCAUCCUCCGCAAGAAAUACAGGGACAUCGAGCGCCUCUGACAGGCCUUGCGCCCCCUGCAGGAGGGGCGGGGGGAGGGGCAGAGGGGGAGGGGAGAGA